UUUCGACUCCGAACAGUGUCUUCAGUUUACCACACGUGCCAGUGACAUCAACGUGUCAGUUUUCGGGGAUCUUAAUCUCUCGAAAUUCAGUACGACUAAUUGAAGCUAACUUAUCAAGCCGUCCAAUUUUUCCCGCCAACAUAAAGAUCACGUGGCGCAAAAAUCAGGCGGGUCAGAUCAAUCAGGUGGGCCACACAGUUGGGAAUAACGGACAACCGACGGUCGGACUCAACGUGCUGGUGUGGCCCACUCACUCCCUCUCUUAAACCCUAGACCAGAGGAGUCCAGAGUCUUCAGACCUCUGCUUGCUGCUGCUCUUCUUCAGUUCUCUCUCUCACCUUCCCUUUCCCAACCGUUUAUUUAUUUUUUUUCUUUUUCCGUAAAACAAGUAAAAGAUGGCCGAAGGCAGUCUGCAAAUCGACUCCGUUCAAAACCCUAGAAUCGCAUGGGAAGGUUGCAGCGUCUUGCUCGACAUUAACGACGGCGAUCGCCUCGUCUUUGCUCGCCUUUCUCCUUCCUCGACUCUGAAGAUCGGGAACAAGAAGUUCUCUCUGCGCCCUUUGGUCGGUUGCUUGUUCGGCUCCUUAUUUCAAUUAGAGAAUGGACCGGAAGGGCCGUACCUAUCGCGUGUAUCAACCACUUCUUCUGAAGGUAAUCAUCGGAACGAAAUGGAUGAUUAUCAACCAAAAGACAUUACCAAAGACAAUAGACAACUUCUUGAUAAUAAUACAGCUCAAAGCCUAUCUGGUGAAGAUAUUGAUGCAAUGAGGAGAGAGGGUGCUAGUGGUGAUCAAAUAGUUGAGGCUCUUAUAGCUAACAGCUCAACAUUUGAAAAUAAGACAUUGUUUUCGCAAGAGAAAUAUAGGCUUAAAAAACAAAAGAAAUAUGCCCCCAGGGUACUCCUGAGGCGUCCUUUUGCUCGCAGUAUUUGCGAGGCAUACUUCAAGAAACACCCAGCCAGGAUCGGGUUCCUGCGAGUGGACACACUCUCUCUUCUGCUCUCUAUUGCUAAUGUUAGUUCAUACUCAGAUGUUCUUGUGGUGGAUAUGGUUGGAGGUAUUCUUACUGGUGCUGUGGCAGAACGCUUGGGAGCAGGUACAGGUUAUGUAUGCAAUACCUAUUCUGGUGAUAGACCAUAUCCCAUGGAUAUAGCAGGGAUAUUCAACUUUAGUAAUGAAAUCUGCAGCAGGAUUGUGCAGUCUCCUAUCUCUGAACUUUGUUUUGAUCAAAACAGCAGUACUGAACAAUCCUUAUCUCAUGAAAAGCCAUCAGUUAGCACCACUGAUACAUCUCUUUCUUCUGGCAAUGGAGCUUUGGAUCCUAUGGAUAUGUCUCCUUGUUCUACUAACCACUUAGAUGGCAUACAUGAUGACAACACUUACACGAUUCCCAAGAUUUGCAAAUCAACAAAACUUGGAAGAAGGGCAUCACCGGAAGCCAUAAAGAUGUGGAAAGAAAAUGGUUUUACUAGCCUAAUAAUUGCAUCUAUAGAGCUGGAUAUGUGGAGCAUAGUUCAAGAGCUUCUACCACUUCUUUCGAAUUCAGCGCCAUUUGCCAUUUAUCAUCAAUAUCUUCAGCCUCUUGCAACAUGCAUGCACAACUUACAGACUGCGAAAAUGGCAAUUGGUUUACAAAUUUCUGAACCAUGGCUACGUGAAUAUCAGGUUCUUCCAUCCAGAACGCAUCCAUUCAUGCAGAUGAGUGCAUUUGGUGGUUACAUUCUAAGCGGGAUUCGAAUAUGCAGCAAUGAAACUUUCCUUCAAAACUAGUGUAUUUGAUCCUGGGCCUCUUCUGUUGCAAUAUUUUGGUGGAAAUCUCACCAGUGGUAUUUUGGGAAUUGAUAUGUGAAGCAGAAGCCGAUUUUAGCGGAAAUGGGACAUUUCCGCCAACUCCCAAACUCUCGAAAUACCAGAUUUCCAUGGAGACGCAUUACCGUAGAAGCAUUGUGAUGCUCCCAAACCGGCCUUAACAGAAUACAAAAAUUAGUGGAGAGGGAACAAGAAAAAGUGAAAAGUCAAUCUAGAGUUACCAAAAAUAACAGACUGAAAGAAAUAUUCUUUGUUUGCUUCCGCCCUCCAUGAAGUUUCUUCUUGUCAAGGUACUGGUAGUGCGGACUAAUUUGUUCACAAAUCUAUCUAAUCAUGUAUAUGCAACUGACACCUUGCAGUCUUCUCAAAAAGGGGAUGUAAAUACUUUUGUCUACCUUAUUUAUCUCGUAGACUUUUUAUUUUUAUUUUUCAUGUGUAGUGAAUAUAUAUUAAUUAUCGAGGCUGUCUAAUUUUAUCAUAUCAUCAUCAGGACAGCUAAUUGUGUGGUGCAUGAGAAAGCUAACUUUUUCUAUGGCAACUCCCAUGCUUGAGAAUCAAUGAAUUUUAUCCUUCAUUUUAA
Magnolia sinica is the source of this 2388-nucleotide messenger RNA. RefSeq lists its product as uncharacterized. Gene Ontology annotation, biological process: tRNA methylation. Gene Ontology annotation, cellular component: tRNA (m1A) methyltransferase complex; nucleus. NCBI's taxonomy places the organism in Eukaryota, Viridiplantae, Streptophyta, Magnoliopsida, Magnoliales, Magnoliaceae. The record is from RefSeq and is a predicted model, not a curated record. The transcript has 13 exons. Bases 396 to 1769 code for a protein of 457 amino acids.